AAAAAAAUAAUUCCGAAAUCUCAAAGGCUGUUACGGUUGGCUCCUGGACGCUACUGAUUCGCCUCCAUUUCUUGAUCGUCUGAUAGCAUCUGAGGCCGAAUCUGUGCCAUGAGAUUAUGCACCAAUGCUUCUGAAGUAGCUUUAAGCUCAAGACGGCGACGUAGAGAGGAAGAGGAAAUAAGACAAAACCCGGAAGCUCAUUCAUUUUCGGUGUCGGAAAGCUGUUUCUGGAAAUGGGUUCGGCUCACAGUCUGAUAUGUGAAACAUAAUGGAUUGCACUGCAAGUGGCAUGGAUCACCAUUCCCUGGUCCUUAGGACUUGAUUCGUUGUAUGGUCUUUAUCAACAAAUCCACCGCCACUAUUCGAUACCCAAAAGAAAAAUGUCAAUUUUGGAGGAGAAGCCAUCGUCUUCUUCGUCAUGGCUGGCAUCGGAGGCUACGUCGGUGAUACCGGCUGGAGAGAUUGAUCCUUUGUUGAAAGACUUGAAUGAGAAGAAGCAGAGCUUCCGACGGAACGUGGUUUCGUUGGCAGCGGAGUUGAAGGAGGUUCGGACCCGCUUAACAUCUCGGGAGCAAUCAUAUGCUUUAGAAACUCUAACAAGACAGGAAGCAGAGGCAAAAGCUAAGAACAUGGAGGAAGAAAUUGGUAGAUUGGAGAAGAAGUUGGAAGAGAGGAAUGCGAAGGUUCAGGCUUCGGCAUCUACUGCUGAGAAGUGUCUCAAGGAGUUGGAUGACCUUAGAUCACAGCUUUCAGCCACUCGAGCAAUUGCAGAUUCCAGUGCUGCAUCAGCUCAAUCAGCACGGCUCCAGUGUUUAGCCCUUGUAAAGGAAUUAGAGGAAAAGAAUGGUUCACUGAAAGAGCAUGAGGAUCGUGUAACUACAUUAGGAGAGCAAUUGGAUAACCUACAGAGGGAUAUUCAAGCCAGGGAAUCUUCCCAAAAGCAACUGAAAGAUGAAGUGUUGAAAAUUGAAAAUGAUAUUAUGCAAGCUGUUGCAAAAGCUGGAGUAAGCAAGGAUUGUGAACUGAGGAAAUUAUUAAAUGAGGUUUCUCCAAAGAAUUUCGAGAAGAUUAAUAAGCUUUUGAUUUUUAAGGAUGAAGAAAUAGCAAAACUGAAGGAUGAAAUUAAGAUAAUGUCUGCUCACUGGAAACAUAAGACCAAGGAGUUGGAGUCACAGUUAGAGAAGCAACGGCGAGCUGAUCAGGAACUGAAAAAGAGAGUGUUGAAGUUGGAAUUCUGCCUCCAGGAAGCUCGUUCUCAGACACGAAAGCUCCAAAGGAUGGGAGAGCGAAGGGACAAAGCCCUAAAAGAACUCAGAGAUCAGUUAGCAGCAAAACAACAAAGUGCAACCAUGAGUGCUGAAGAACAAAAUUUCUGGGAAACCUCUGGCUUCAAGAUUGUUGUUUCAAUGUCGAUGUUGAUCUUGGUGGUAUUUUCAAAAAGAUGAUAUCAUUUGCUACCCAGUUCUUGUGUAUAAAAAAUCUGAUAGUUUUAUUUUAUUUUGGGUACGGGGAAAGCUACAGAGGCCCUCUUUCCUUGUAGAAAUGCUAAUUUUAAAGGUACUGCUAUGCAAUUUUAGCCUA
This is a messenger RNA of Juglans microcarpa x Juglans regia, 1581 nucleotides long. Its product is annotated as nuclear envelope-associated protein 2-like. Lineage: Eukaryota; Viridiplantae; Streptophyta; Magnoliopsida; Fagales; Juglandaceae. Bases 381 to 1445 code for a protein of 354 amino acids. The transcript is spliced from 6 exons. The record is from RefSeq and is a predicted model, not a curated record.